Messenger RNA from Lepidothrix coronata (blue-crowned manakin), 325 nucleotides. Its product is annotated as peptide YY-like. Gene Ontology annotation, biological process: feeding behavior; neuropeptide signaling pathway. Gene Ontology annotation, molecular function: neuropeptide hormone activity; neuropeptide Y receptor binding. The record is from RefSeq and is a predicted model, not a curated record. Gene Ontology annotation, cellular component: extracellular region. The coding region runs from base 1 to 285 and encodes 94 amino acids. The transcript has 3 exons. Lineage: Eukaryota; Metazoa; Chordata; Aves; Passeriformes; Pipridae.
AUGGUGCUAUCCCCGCGGCCGUGGCACGCGCUGGUGGCCCUGUCGCUCUGCACCCUGCUGUGCUUGGCUGCGCUGGCGGCCGCGUACCCCGCCAAGCCCGAGAGCCCCGGGGACGACGCGUCCCCCGAGGAGAUGGCCCGGUACUUCUCGGCCCUUCGCCACUACAUCAACCUGGUCACGCGACAGAGGUACGGCAAACGCGCCAGCCCCGACGCCGUGGUGACGGAACUGCUCGUGGGGGCCGGCAGUGACAGGUCAAGGUACGACGACGACUCCGCAUGGUGACGGCACCCUCCUCCAGUCCCUCUGUCCCCCAAACCCUCCC